AGGGUGCAUGUAAAUCGCCCCAAGUAACUUUGCCUUCAGUCCAUUACCUUGCUUCUGCCGCAAUGGCGGCCGCCCUUAAUCUCCCUCAGCCGACCUUUCCCAAAAUCCCCAGCUUACCCUCUCCUCUCUCUCCCAGCCGCUUCUUCAUCCCCGCUUCUUGCCAUCGCAAGUUCCCUACACUCUCUACUGCCGCCGCCGCUGUAUCUUUGGCCGUACCUCUCGGGCCAUUGGCAACCAUUGGGUCCGUUGAUUCAGUGGAAGCGAUGGUGAAUCCUGCCCUAGUCUACGCAAACUUUCUGUACUUUAAAUCAGGCUACAAUGUUCAGAUCUUCGUAGAAGAGAACGAACCGGAGGAGGUCCUACUCCGACGGUUUAGGCGGGAGGUCAGUAAGGCUGGCAUCAUACAGGAGUGCAAGAGGAGGAGGUUCUUCGAGAACAAGCAUGAUGAGCUGAAGAGAAAGAAGCGGGAAGCUUGCCGCCGGAAUCGGAGGAGACGGUUUUCAGGACCUAGGCUCAGCUCAUCUUCAUCCCGGGAAGAAAAUAGUGCAACUAAAAAGGCCAGCGAUGACUUGGACGAUAACUGGGAAUAUCAUGAUAUCGACCUCCCUUAAGUCUGCUUUCUAAUGUAGGCAAGCUUUGGGCUGUUUUCUGCCUCUUGGUUUGGAUCAUGGCUGUUCUCGGAUUGGGCUUUGGCUGCUUGGUUUUGAGCUUAAAAAUUGGGUUCUACUUAAGUCUAGCUCAUUAAUUCUUGAGUUGAUGUUUAGCUCAUUAAUGUGAAAAGGUAUUCUUCUUAUUUAGCUCAUUAAAAUGAGUUAUAAUUUGUGCCUUUUCUCCUCCCUUUGUCUUCUUGAUUUUCCCCUUGUUGGUUGGUUUCCCGUGAUGUGCCCCUUUGUCUCCCGUGCUGGCUUUUCGGUCCCCUUGCUAGCUGGUUUACCGUGACUUGAUACCUUGCCUCCUGUGCGGAUACAUGUGGGGUGGAUAUUUGUGGGAAGAAGAGUAUUUACCGCCGGUGCUUAGUGUCAGCAUUGGUUCUAACUAUUUUGUUUGGUGUUGAGAGUUUUAAGGUGCUGAAUAAUGUUUUUUUAAGGGUAUUGAGUUGUUUGUUAUUUAUUGCA
Dendrobium catenatum is the source of this 1115-nucleotide messenger RNA. Its product is annotated as 30S ribosomal protein S21, chloroplastic. Gene Ontology annotation, molecular function: structural constituent of ribosome. Gene Ontology annotation, biological process: translation. The transcript has 3 exons. The coding region runs from base 63 to 611 and encodes 182 amino acids. Gene Ontology annotation, cellular component: ribosome. The record is from RefSeq and is a predicted model, not a curated record. Lineage: Eukaryota; Viridiplantae; Streptophyta; Magnoliopsida; Asparagales; Orchidaceae.